Messenger RNA from Bombus pascuorum, 947 nucleotides. RefSeq lists its product as uncharacterized. Bases 120 to 572 code for a protein of 150 amino acids. The record is from RefSeq and is a predicted model, not a curated record. NCBI's taxonomy places the organism in Eukaryota, Metazoa, Arthropoda, Insecta, Hymenoptera, Apidae. The transcript is spliced from 2 exons.
AUCCGGACAAUUCGGAACGAUAUAAAGCGCGACUUGUGAUUAAAGGGUGUUCACAGAAAGAAGGCAUAGACUAUAAGGAAACCUAUAGUCCUAUUGCUCGGUUUGACACAAUUAGAUUAAUGCUUAGUAUGGCUGCCAAAAAUAAUUUACACCUUGGACAGUUUGACAUUAAAACCGCAUUUUUAUAUGGAAGUCUGAAAGAAGACAUUUAUAUGAAACAACCUAAAGGUUUUGAUGAUGGUACAAAUCGCGUUUGUAAAUUGCUAAAAUUAGAGAAAUUUAAUAUGAAUGAGGCAAACAGUGUUUCUACACCUAUUGAGACUAAUUGGAAUGAAAGUAACAUAGGCAAUAAUGAUUGUAACGCACCAUACAGAGAAGCUGUAGGAAACUUAAUGUUUCUACAAACCGGACCGCGGACAUGGGACUCUUAUAUACAAAAGCAGGUAGUCUCGAAACCUUCAGCGAUGCUGACUAUGCAGGCGACAAAGACACAAGAAAGUCGACAUCAGGCGUUGUAUGUAAGUAUGCGAAUGCGGCCAUUACAUGGCAAUGUAAGCGACAACAAUGUAUAGCUUUAUCUACGACAGAAGCUGAGUAUGUCAGUGCAGCCUCAGGAGCGAAAGAAAUUAUGUGGCUGAAGAAAAUAUUUCUUGAAUGUAAAAUAGAUAUCCUCAAGUAUACGCUAUAUGUAGACAAUACUAGUGCCGCGAAAUUAAUUAAGAAUCCGGAAUUCCAUCAAAGAAGUAAUCAUAUUGAUGUAAGAUAUCAUUUCUUGCGAGAUUUAUACAAUAGAGGCGAAAUUGAUGUAACGUAUGUAAUAAGCGAAGAACAACUGGCAGAUAUAUGUACAAAGGCGUUGCCAAAACCAAGAUUUGACUAUUUGAGACAGAAAUUAGGUUUGAAAAAUAAAAGAGAUAUUAAGAGGUAAUUUUUGUAAAGAUGUAGAG